This is a messenger RNA of Columba livia (rock pigeon), 675 nucleotides long. RefSeq names its product SEC61 translocon subunit beta (gene SEC61B). Lineage: Eukaryota; Metazoa; Chordata; Aves; Columbiformes; Columbidae. The coding region runs from base 146 to 436 and encodes 96 amino acids. Gene Ontology annotation, molecular function: guanyl-nucleotide exchange factor activity. The transcript is spliced from 4 exons. Gene Ontology annotation, cellular component: Sec61 translocon complex; membrane. Gene Ontology annotation, biological process: SRP-dependent cotranslational protein targeting to membrane, translocation; post-translational protein targeting to membrane, translocation. The record is from RefSeq and is a predicted model, not a curated record.
CCCGGGCAGCCGCGAGGUCCCAGGAGGCGCGGCGCGGGGCGGGGCGGGGCGGGGCGGGGCGGGGCUUGCUGCCGACAGCGACGUGUCCGGAGCGGCGGUGCGGGAGCGUGUGUGAGGCCGUGCCGAGGCUGGAGCCAGCGCCGCCAUGCCCGGGCCCAACCCCAGCGCUACGAGCGUCGGCUCCUCCGGCCGCUCCCCCAGCAAGGCCGUAGCUCCCCGCGCCGCGGGCUCCACCGUCCGACAGAGGAAGAAUGCCAGCUGUGGGACAAGAAGCGCAGGCCGUGCCACUUCCACAGGCACUGGUGGGAUGUGGCGAUUCUACACUGAGGACUCUCCAGGGCUGAAAGUUGGGCCUGUUCCAGUUUUGGUCAUGAGUCUUCUUUUUAUUGCUUCUGUGUUUAUGCUGCACAUUUGGGGUAAAUACACUCGUUCAUAGACUCAACUGCCAACCUAAAGCAUACAUCUUGGACCAAAAAUAUGGUGGAUCCUGGUUGUUCUUGGAGAGAGACUGGGAAGCUUCCAAUCACCUGUUGAAGUCCUGUCAACUUUGGCUCUAAUACUGAAUUAAUUUCUCAGUUUGCUAUUUGGGCAGCUUUAAAAUCUGUCGUGAGUCAUUUUAUAUUUGCAUCUGUACACUUAAAAUACAGGUAUUGCAAUAAAAAUUGUAUAUGGAAA